Molecule: messenger RNA, 1836 nt
Organism: Hyaloperonospora brassicae
Lineage: Eukaryota; Oomycota; Peronosporomycetes; Peronosporales; Peronosporaceae
Source: the annotation of a GenBank genome assembly
AUGCAGCUGCUUGCAACGAACGGGCAGAUGAUGGACCUUGUGGACGACCAAUUGGCUGAGAUCUGGACCGCGUUGAUAGCAGCAGAGGACGAAGCGUCCGGAACGCAACCUUUGGUGAGCAAGUGGAGUCAACCGGUGAUGCAGUUGUUGCGGCAGAAGCGAGAGGCUGAAAAAGCGCUUGUGAAGCUGGUCGAGGUGCUGGGAUCACGGGCGUUUUUGGCAGGGAAGCUGACAGACGACGCAGUGCAAUUUGUGAGCAAUCAGCUGAGGCUCGAAUUGAAGGCAUCGCGUGUACUCGCAGAAAAAGUAAAGCAAGAGAGAUCGGCUUGCAAGACGAGGGACUUGGAUGCAAGCAAAAGUGAACAAGCUGUUGAAACGGAGCAGUUGCUGCGACAAAAAUUGCACGAUAGGGAACAGGAGCUGCAAGCCAGUCACGCUGCUGUUGUCGAAUUGACGGACCAACUAGCGCAGCAAGAGAUACGAGCUGCCGACGAGAAACAACAGUUGCAACGGGCGCUAGAGGUCAAGCUGCACGAAGUCAAUGCUCUCUGCAGUGAUGUCGACCUUCCUGCGGAUUACGACCAGACCGAAACGACAGAAGGUGUACUUUGCUACCGGGAGAAAGAAUCUGACGGCAGCCACGCGCUGGAAGACCCCCGUGUACCGAUUGCGAUCAAACUGCGCUCAGCUGUGACGUCUGCACGUGCAGACCCCAAGGAAUCCAGUCCAACCUCAGACAAUAUUGCGAGCGUUGUUGGUGCGCAUCGUCGCUUGAUUCGCGACUGUGCAGCGGACGAUCAUGGAAUACGUCGCUCCUUCUCGACACCGCAGAUCAUACAGAGUAGCAGUGUGCUAGAGGACAUUCACGUCCCCCCUGAUGAUGGUCGCAAACACACGAUCGAAGACUUUACGACACCAUUGCCCGCUGGAUGGGAGAUGCGCGUGACACUGUCCGGUGCUGUCUUUUUCUUCCACAAGCAGACGUCUACUACGACGUGGACUGAUCCGCGUUUGCUCCGGGCAGCACGUGCACCCUCCCCACCGAGGAGUCAGUCGAUCCAGGAGCAGCCGCCUAUUCGUACUUCUAGUGUCACAACGCUCGAGUCCCAACCAUCACAGCCGAAUUCAAUCACAAGACGCGCCGAAAGCGUCGACGAUGACUUCCAGUACAUCGAUGUGGUGUUUGAAGAACACGGUCCACUUGGGAUUCGUUUCCGAGCCAAUGUGCCGGACUCGGGCGCGACUGUGCAGAGUUUGGCAUCGGGCACGACCGCGGUCGUAACGGACGUUAUUGCGCCGGAUGAUGAGCUCAUCGCCGUGAACAAGAAUGUCGUAGAAUCUGCGCCAUUCCGCCACGUGAUGUUGUUGCUACAAGGAGGAUUGCGGCCUCUGACGCUCACUUUUCGACGAGCUCGUAACGAAGUGCAGCGUCCGAUCGGUCCUGGCGUAGCUGGUUUGUCAAGUGACGGUGGCGUUUCGAUUGAUAGCAGAUGUGAUGUGGGAGGUGUACCAGCUACGAUGCUGGACGAAGAAGAUGUGAUGGACGCAGAAGAUGUGGUCGACGCAGAAGAUGUGGCGGGCGGAGAAGAUGUGGCGGGCGGAGAAGAUGUGGCGGGCGGAGAAGAUGUGAUGGACGACGAAAAUGUGGCGGACGACGAAGAUGUGGUGGACGAAGGAACAGUUGUCGACUUGGAGCAGCUCCGAGUCCCGACAGCACCAUCUCAUCCUCCACCUGAACAUCUAGUUGACAGCGAAGACACUAUGAACGUUGCAGACGUUAUCAUCUCGAACAUUUUCUCACUUUUCUGGAAGCCGGACACUUCAAGUGCGAAUUAA